GAACUGAUACCAACGAGAAAACGGCUUUCAUUGAUUGAGCAGUUGUGAAAAUUCUCUCUCAACUCGUUUUCAGUUUCUCUCACUCUUCUCUUCUUUUCCCUCUUCAACACGAUUCAUUCCACCAAAUUUCAAUUUCAUUUUCAUUUUCAUUUAUAUUUAUAUAUAAACACCAACACCAACAUUCUCUUCUAAUCCAAAAUCCAAAUUCAAUUUCUUCUACUUGCACCUCCCUCACCAUGGCAGGUGCAAACUCAUCAUCUCAUCAUCACAAACCCACCGUAACAACCACUUCUUCCUUCUCUCGUCUCCUCGUUCUUCUAACCGUUCUUCCUCUCACCCUUGCCGCUUUCGCUUUCAUCCUCCAAUGGCGCGGCGGUGUCACCGACCCCGUCACCCGUUGGUCACCCGAUCAAAACCUUUUUCCCGGCAUGUCAAUUUCUACCAAUCAUCUUCAAUCUCAAUCUCAUCGUUCUCGUUCCGAUUGUUCCAAUCUCAUCGCUAAUACUCAUUCUCCUUCGUUUCCUUACUUCCGUGAUUGGAAACUCGAUUAUUCCUCCGAUCUCUCCCCUAAGAUAUGUAUUACGACGAGUACUUCUGCUGGUUUAGAGCAGACACUGCCAUGGAUAUUUUAUCAUAAAGUUAUGGGAGUUUCGAGUUUUUUACUUUUUGUUGAAGGGAAAGCUGCAUCACCUAAUGUAUCUAGAGUUUUAGAAAGUAUUCCGGGGGUUAAGGUUAUACAUAGAACAAGAGAAUUAGAGGAGCAACAAGCUAAAAGCCGUAUAUGGAAUGAAACUUGGUUGUCAAGCUUCUUCUACAAACCUUGUAAUUACGAGUUGUUUGUGAAGCAAUCUUUGAACAUGGAAAUGGCGAUUGUAAUGGCAAGGGAUUCUGGCAUGGAAUGGAUCAUCCAUCUAGACACUGAUGAACUGAUACAUCCAGCAGGAACCCAGGAAUACUCCAUGAGACAGUUGCUAUCUGAUGUGCCUGGAAAUGUUGACAUGGUUAUUUUUCCAAAUUACGAAAGCAGUGUUGAGCGAGAUGAUAUCACGGAGCCUUUCAGCGAGGUCUCAAUGUUCAAGAAGAACUAUGACCACCUUCCAAAGGAUGUAUAUUUUGGAAAUUACAAAGAUGCAACUCGCGGAAAUCCAAAUUAUUUUCUUACUUAUGGAAAUGGAAAAUCAGCUGCUAGGAUUCAGGAUCAUCUCCGUCCUAAUGGUGCACAUAGAUGGCACAACUAUAUGAAGUCACCUAAUGAGAUCAAGUUGGAAGAAGCUGCUGUUCUUCAUUAUACUUACACCAAAUUUUCUGAUUUGACUUCAAGACGUGAUCGGUGUGGCUGCAAGCCUACAAAAGAAGAUGUGAAAAGAUGUUUCAUGUUGGACUUCGACAGAGCUGCGUUUAUAAUUGCUUCAACUGCAACUGAGGAAGAAAUGCUUCAAUGGUAUCGUGAACGAAUUGUGUGGACUAACAAAGCACUAAACAUAAAACUAAUGAGGAAAGGCAUCUUAACUCGCAUUUAUGCUCCCAUGACCAUUAUUCAAAGUUUGAGGGAAUCUGGUGUUUUUAGCUCUGUGAUUGCAAAAGCUGCUCAGACAACAAUAUCAAAAGACAAUUUUUUAAAAUCUGUUGAGAGUAGCAAUUCAACUAGGAAUACCAGAUCAGAAAUGUUAUCUUCUAGAAAAAUUGAUGCUGGUGGAGUAUCCCAAGCUAUUGGAAGAAGAAUCUUGGAGGUUAUAGAUGAUUCAAUUCCCUCAGCAAUCCCACCAUUAUCUCCACCCGACCAUGAUGACACCGACACUGACAUCCUUACAUCCUAAUUUUUUACUGACUCCUUGCCAUGGCCGGAAAUUAUUUUAAACAUGUGUCUGAUACUUGAAUUAUGGAGAUACUUUUUUCAAGAAAUGCAAUGAUAGAAGCACUGGCUGCCAUGAUGGGCUUUUCAGGUUUACGACUCAUGGGAUUUUUCUCGAUCAUUACCCAAGCGCAUUUGUAAAUUUCAGGUAUAGACUUAGUGUAGGAAUCAUACAGAGCAUACUGUUGUAUCUGUUCAUUAUUCUUUUCCUAUUUCUUUUGGGCAGAUCUGCGAUUGUAAUGGAAAUUAGUGGCCUGUUCUAUUUUUGUUCACACACAUUGAGAGAGGCAUGUUAUACAUACAGGUUGAGAUUAUCUCCCCUGGUUGGAGGAAAGGAGAAAUGAUUUAUACAAUGAAAAUGAUGUUUUACCAA
This is a messenger RNA of Trifolium pratense (red clover), 2225 nucleotides long. RefSeq names its product glycosyltransferase-like At2g41451. Lineage: Eukaryota; Viridiplantae; Streptophyta; Magnoliopsida; Fabales; Fabaceae. The transcript is spliced from 11 exons. Bases 237 to 1817 code for a protein of 526 amino acids. Gene Ontology annotation, biological process: response to abscisic acid; cellulose biosynthetic process. The record is from RefSeq and is a predicted model, not a curated record.